Molecule: messenger RNA, 2492 nt
Organism: Rana temporaria (common frog)
Lineage: Eukaryota; Metazoa; Chordata; Amphibia; Anura; Ranidae
Product: NACHT, LRR and PYD domains-containing protein 3-like
Exons: 6
Coding region: 1-2436 (811 amino acids)
Biological process (GO): regulation of inflammatory response
Cellular component (GO): cytoplasm
Molecular function (GO): protein binding
Source: RefSeq, a predicted model, not a curated record
AUGUUGUUACUCAACACGGCCAGCUGCCAAAAAAAGGCCAAGCGUGCUCCACGUCCACGUGCUGAGGAUGCAACGUGUCCACGACCACCACUGUUGGCUGUAGACACAGAGCCUGCUUGCCCUCUUUUAGUGGCCUCUAAACAGAAGAAGAUGACACGUGACAACAGAUUAUCAGAUUUCAGAAAGGAAUACAAAGAGUCUGCGAAAGAGACAUUCCAGUGGAUUCCAGAUUAUAUUUACAGUAUGAGGGUGGCUGUUUCUCUACAGAAAAGUUUCACCAUAGCUUUAAUGAGGAAGGGAACCCUGAAUAAUGAGAUUAAGACUCUCUUUGACCCUGAUGAAGAUGGUUCCACCCCUAACUUUGUGGUGUUGAAAGGACCUGCUGGGAUUGGAAAAACAAUGACCUCCAAGAAGAUCAUGCUGGACUGGGCCUCUGGGGAUCUCUACCAAGACAAGUUUGACUUUGUGUUUUAUCUGAGCUGUAGAGAAAUCAACACCAUCCUUGGAGACAUAAGUCUUGUGGGACUUUUUUCCAGAGCUUGUAGACUACAGAGUUCAGGUGACCUGGUGUCUAUUCUGAAGGAUUCUGAAAGUCAGAGAAAACUUCUCAUCAUAGUUGAUGGGUUUGAUGAACUGAGGUGGACUCUGGAGGAGAAAUCUGAGGGUUGUCCUGACAUUUCUAUGGAAACCCACAAAGAAAUAAUUCUCCAAAGCUUGCUCAGUAGACAGGUUCUCCCACAAUCUUCUCUGAUCAUCACCACAAGGUCACUGGCCAUGUUGAAACUUAACACAUUCAUCGUGGAGUCUCGCAAUGUGGAAAUCUGGGGAUUUACAAGGGAGGAUCAAGAGGAAUAUGUCCAUAAAUUCUAUGGAAAUAAAGAAGAUGCAGACAAGGUUCUCAGUAUAAUAAAAGACAAUAAAGUCCUGUGUAGCAUGUGCGCCGUCCCCAUCACAUGCUGGAUUGUCUGCACUGUAAUGAAACAAGAAAUAAGAAAAGAAUUGUCUUUAAUUCGGUGUGAUACGAUGACCUCAAUUUAUCUUCUCUACCUGGAGGUUUUACUAACCAAUAACACCAAGAAGGAGCCGUCUGUACGCAGGAAACAAACCUGUCUGAAGAAGCUGUGUGCUCUGGCCAAUCAGGGAGUUCUGAACCAACAAAUCUUAUUUGAGAAGAACGAUCUGGAAAGACAUGGACUUUCUCUGGAUGAGGUGGAGUCUGUAUUUCUGAAUGAGAACAUCUUUCAUUGGGACGACCGCUCACAGACCUGCUACAGCUUCAUCCACCUGAGUGUACAGGAGUUCCUUGCUGCUCUCUAUUACGGGAUGGAUGAUUGGUUUGGAUUUAUAAAAGGUAUUUUCCUCCCGAAGAUUUGUAAAGGGAAAUCACUCUCAUCAUUCAGUUCCAAUUUCCGAAAUUUAGAAUUAUCUGCACAAUUCCUGUUUGGUCUCUUAAAUAAAAAUCAGGUGAAGACAUUCUCAGAGAUCACAGGAAUCCCCAUCUCACUCCGAGCCAGAUCCGCAAUAAAAAAAUGGGCUAAGAAGGACAUUUGUCAGGCUUUCUUUAUGAAUUCCAUCUUCUCUCUGUAUGAGACUCAGGAUGAGGACUUCAUUAGGAGCGUCAUGUCUCGUCGUUCAAGUUUAACCCUGUUUGGCUCAGAUACUGCUUACUUGUUGAUGGACAGGGACAGUCACAGAGAUUAUUCCAAGGAGCUGAACUAUUGCUUGAAGACUUUGAAGAGUGAAAGUUUUCAGUCUUUAUGUGUUGGUUCACUCACUCUGGAUCCAGAAUGCCAGAAAAUUCUAUCUUCAUUCCUAUACAGGAGUCAGGAGGUCAGCUUUAGGGAUUGUACUAUUUCCAGUAAAGAUUGUCCAGGAGAGGACAAAGGAAAAGAUGAAGAGUCUUCUUCAGAAGAUAAAAUGAAGCCUGCUGAUCUUUCCUUUCUGAUUAACCCAGAGAGUAAAAUUCAGGACUUAAGUUCCACUGACAGAACCACUGGAAACAAUUCCAGCAGGACCAGGUUCCUUGUAAACCCUGCUUCCACCCAGCUGACCGGCCACGGGCCCGCGCUCCACCUGCCCCGGAAAAAAGCUCCGAAGCCUGUGGACCCCGCAGCAUCCGUGUAUAACUCCAAGUCAAAAUUGCUGACAGGGCCCGUCAUCCAUAAAGCCCUCCCGUUAAACUCCUCCAAAAAUGAGUGCCAUACCCCUUGUUUUGGUUAUUUUCCUGGUAUACUCUCAUGUGUCUGUAUUUAUCUCUGCAGGUUGUAUGGCUGUGGUUUGACUUCCUCCUGCUGCAAUUAUUUCCAUUCCCUUCUUAUCACUAACCGAUCCCUCACCAGAUUGCAUUUAUCAGGGAACAAGCUGCAGGACUCUGGAAUAAAACUUCUAUGUGAGGGGCUCCGACAUCCGGACUGUACUCUGCAGGAGCUGAGGUGAGAAUUAUACUAGUAUAGAUCAUAUAAUAAUUGCAGGACUCUGGAAUAAAACUUCUA